This is a messenger RNA of Parascedosporium putredinis, 1794 nucleotides long. The record is from the annotation of a GenBank genome assembly. Lineage: Eukaryota; Fungi; Ascomycota; Sordariomycetes; Microascales; Microascaceae.
AUGAAGACUUCAGCUCUCAUCCUUUCCCUGCUCGCUUCCACCAGCGCUGUUCAGGCCUUUAUGCCUGCCAGCAAUGUCGUGGAAGGGCGGGAGGUCAUCCCCAAGUUCAUCGGCAGGCGCAAUAUGAACAACAAGAGCGGUGGCGCGACCAGCGUUGGAGGCUUUAGCGGCGGAAGGGGUGGAGGUCGCGGUGGCAACCGUGGAGGCAACCGUGGUGGAAACAACGGCCAGGGAAACAAUGGUGGACAGGGCGGAGGUCAAGCAGAGGAUCCAGCCGCCGAGGACCCCGCCGCCGAGGAUCCCGCGACUGAGGAUCCCGCUACUGAGGACCCCGCUACUGAGGACCCCGCUACUGAGGAUCCUGCUACUGAGGACCCUGCCACUGAGAAUCCCGCUACUGAGGACCCUGCUACAGAGGAUCCUGCUACCGAAGAUCCCGCGACUGAGGACCCCCAGCCGAAGAAACCACAGCGGCACAGGCUUCCCAGACUGCCGCUGCGGAAGAGCCCGUGGUGGGGCAAUGGCCGUGGUGGGAAUCGCGGGGGCAACAACAACGCCGGCGGCAAUGCCGGUGGUAACGCUGGUGGUAACGCCGGCGGCAAUGCUGGUGGUAACGCCGGUGGUAAUGCUGGUGGUAACGCCGGCGGCGAUGCCGGAAACAAUGCUGGUGGUAACGCCGGUGGCAAUGCUGGCGGUAACGCCGGCGGCGAUGCCGGAAACAAUGCCGGCGGCGAUGCCGGAAACAAUGCCGGUGGUAACGCUGGUGGCAAUGCUGGGAACAACGGUGGUAACAACGCCGGGAACAACGGUGGCAACAACAACGCCGGAAACAACGGUGGUAACAACAACGCCGGAAACAACGGUGGUAACAACAACGCCGGGAACAAUGGUGGUAACAACAACGGCGGUAACAACGGCGGUAACAACGGCGGUAACAACGGUGGCAACAAUGGCGGGAACAACAAUAACAACGCCGCCAACUGUAUCCGGGCUGAAAACAUCCAGGCCAACAGUGGUCGCACUGGUCAGGAGCCUGGUACCGAAGGCAUCGGCGCCGGCCAAACCGCCGCCACAACUGAUGACAACAACUUCAUCAACUUCUGCACGGGCCAGACUCUCACCAAUGGCCAACAGAACACGGCCGGAUCCUGCAACCCCACGCCCAUGGGCCAGAUCCCCGCUCGCGAUAACAUGAUUUCCACCAUCAUCACUUUCCCCCAACCCGGCGACACUGUCCAAGCCGGCACCGACUUCACCGUCACCUUCCGCUCGGACCACCUCCAGGCCGGCGCGUUCACCAACCCGACUGUGACGUACUACUCGCAGUUUGCCUUCUUCAAGGGCGUGAACGACCCCGUCGAUAACAACGGCCUACUCUCCGCCGUCGUCCCCGGUGGUCUUCCCGCCGGCGCUUACCGAGCGUGCACCAUGGUCAGCUCGUCGAACCACCAGCCGGUGCUCAUGCCCGUUGCCCAGCGCGGUGCGCAGGACGACUGUGUCAAGUUCGAGGUCACCGAAGGUGGUAACGCUGGUGGCAAUAAUGGUGGAAACAACGGUGGUAACAACAACGCCGGAAACAAUGGCGGUAACGACAACGCUGGAAACAAUGGCGGUAACAAUGCCGGGAACAACGGUGGCAACAACAACGCCGGAAACAAUGGUGGUAAUAACAAUGCCGGUAACAACGGUGGUAACAAUGCAGGAAAUAAUGGCGGUAACAACAAUGCCGGCAACAACGGUGGUAACAACGGAGGCCGGGGUCGCUUCCGAGGCGGUUUCCGUGGUCGCCAGUGA